Molecule: messenger RNA, 1010 nt
Organism: Eruca vesicaria subsp. sativa (arugula)
Lineage: Eukaryota; Viridiplantae; Streptophyta; Magnoliopsida; Brassicales; Brassicaceae
Source: the annotation of a GenBank genome assembly
AAACUAAUAAAAAAGGUAUAUAAUUUACCAUUAUCGUAAAUUUGUACGAACAAAGUUUGAAAAGUCGAAAAACAAGUUGUACUUUACUACAAUAAUAUCGUUACUCUUAUGUCCACACAAAUCCAAAAAAUGAAAAAAAAGGAAUUACAGUAAGGGCCAAUAUCAAUAAAUAUCUACCAACCUUCUUCCUAACGUUUUUAUCCUCCUCCUCCCAAUUAACACCCAAAGAGACUCAAGAACAAACAAAGAAUGGAUCAUAAUCACAUGCAUGACAUGCCUCCACCAUCAUCAUCCAUGAUGAACAACGGAUCAAUGAGCGGAGAAGGAGGAGGAGGAGGACACAAGAUGAUGUUGAUGCACAUGACGUUCUUUUGGGGCAAGAACACGGAGGUUCUCUUCUCCGGUUGGCCGGGAACAAGCUCCGGCAUGUAUGCUCUCUGUAUCAUCUUUGUCUUCUUCCUCGCCGUCCUCACCGAAUGGCUUUCUCACUCCCCUCUCCUCCGUGGCACCACCGGAGAUAAGGCUAAUGCCGCCUCCGGACUCGUCCAAACCGCCGUGUACACCCUCCGCACCGGCCUCUCUUAUCUAGUCAUGCUCGCCGUCAUGUCAUUCAACGCCGGCGUGUUUAUCGCCGCCCUAGCCGGUCAUGCCAUCGGUUUCAUGUUGUUUGGGAGCCGAACGUUCCGGAAUACCUCCAGUGACCGGGAGACGAAGGAUCUUCUUCCUGCCUCAGGUUGUGCUUGUUGAUUAUCAUAUAUGUAUUAUUUUAUUCACACUUGUGUUUCUAAAUAAAUAUCUAGGGUUUGUACUUUUCUUGAUUGUUUUUUGGAUUGUUCUUGAGGUUCACGGGAGUUAGUGUGAGGAGGAGGAAUAUUUUCUAUUUUCUAUUUUCUAUUUGUUUUGCUUUAUCAUUUUUGUAUUUUUCUGGUCAGUAUGAUUAAAUGGUGAAAACUGAAGAGAUAUCAAAUUUGUUAGCAUGUCGUAUCAUAUUAAACUUAUUUAAUCCUUUU